Messenger RNA from Triticum turgidum subsp. durum (durum wheat), 1251 nucleotides. The record is from the annotation of a GenBank genome assembly. NCBI's taxonomy places the organism in Eukaryota, Viridiplantae, Streptophyta, Magnoliopsida, Poales, Poaceae.
AUGAAGUUCGCUGUGACCCAGUGCUCGCUGCCGGUGCUGGUCGGCCCGUCGGAGCCCACGCCGGCCGGCCAUCUGCCUCUCACUUCCACUGACAAGGGCUGCCUCUACCUGCCAGUCACGUCGCUCCACGUCUUCGACCGCCCGAUCCACGAGCCGGCUGAGAUCAUACGGCGCGCGCUGUCCCAUGCACUGGUCCACUACUACCCCCUCGCCGGUCGCCUCGACGCCAGCGGCCCGGACGUCCAGCUCGCAUGCACCGGUGAUGGCGUCGAGUACGUCGCCGCGACGGCGAGCUGCACUCUGGAGGACGUCAGUUUCCUUGACUCGCCUCCGGUGGCCCCUCUGGACGCUUUUGUCGUCCGGUGUAGCGAUCGCGUCCGAAUGUCAGAUUGCCCGCUGCUGAUGAUGCAGGUCACGGAGUUCGCCUGCGGCGGAUACGUCGUCGGGGCGACGUGGAACCAUGCCGUCGCCGACGCCUUCGGGAUGGCCCAGUUCCUAGGGGCCGUCGGCGAGCUCGCGCGCGGGCUGCCCACGCCGUCGGUCGUUCCGGUGAGGCACGACGCGGCGCUCCCGGAGAUCCCGCACCUGUUGGGCGCCGUGGGGCCGUACCUGGACUUCACGCACGCCGAGUACGCCCGCACGGACGUGACCAUCCCUUGGAGCUUCAUCAACCGCGUCAAGGCAGAGCACUGCGGCGCGGACCACCAGCCGUGCUCGACGUUCGACGUCGUGGCGGCCGCGGUAUGGCGGUGCCGGACCCGCGCGAUGAACGCCGACCCGGCCUCCCCCGCGCUGCUGGUCUUCACGGCCAACGUGCGGAGGCACAUCGGCGCCAAGGACGGCUACUACGGCAACUGCAUCGCGCUGCAGAUGGCCGUGUCGACGUGUGGCGCGGUGGCGGACGGCGGCACCGCCGAGACGGCGAGGCUGAUCAGGCGCGGCAAGGAGCGGAUACCGUGCAUCCUUGGAGAUUACGAGCCCGUGCUGUUCGGCGAGGAGGUCGUCGGCGCGCUCCGCGGGCACGCGCCGCUGUUCGUGUCGAGCUGGGGCGGCAUCGGGCUGGACGGGGUGGACUUCGGCGGCGGGAGGCCGGCGAGGGUGAUGGCCGACAUGGAGGUGACGUGGGCGCCAUGCUGCAUCCCGUGCCUGCCGUGUUCGAGGAAGGACGGCGAGGGCGUGAAUGUGCUGGCGUUCUGCGUCAGGGAGGAGCACGCCGACGGAUUCCAUGCCGAGCUGGCGACGCUCCACUGA